CCGAUGCGGGUCCGUCCCGGGCCGGAGGGCCCUCCGCCGGGGCUCAGGGGCAGCUGCGCCCGGCCGGACCGCGGGCCCCGGCGGCCACACCCGUAGCCCCCGCCGGGCCCCCGGACCACCCAGGGCCACCGCCGCCGAGCCGGGCCCCCAUGGCGCUUCUCCCGGCGCAGGCACCAGUCCACUAGGGGCCGGGCCCAGGCCCCGAAGGUGAUUCAUGGCAGGGGACGUGGAAGGAUUCAGUUCCUCCCUGCACGACACCAGCGUCUGUGCCGGCUUCAGGGCGCUGUACGAGGAGGGCCUGCUGCUGGACGUGACGCUGGUCAUCGAGGAGCACGAGUUCCAGGCCCACAAGGCCCUCCUGGCCACGCAGAGCGACUACUUCCGGAUCAUGUUCACGGCGGACAUGAGGGAGCGGGACCAGGACAAGAUCCAGCUGAAGGGGCUGACGGCCCCGGGCUUCAGCCACGUCCUGCAGUUCAUGUACUACGGGACCAUCGAGCUGAGCAUGGCCACGGUCCACGAGAUCCUCCAGGCCGCCAUGUACGUCCAGCUCCUCGAGGUGGUCAAGUUCUGCUGCUCCUUCCUCCUGGCCAAGAUGGGCCUGGAGAACUGCGCCGAGAUCAUGCGGCUGCUGGACGACUUCGGGGUCAGCGUGGAGGGGGUCCGCGAGAAGCUGGACGCCUUCCUGCUCGACAACUUCGUGCCCCUCAUGGCCCGCCCGGACUUCCUGGCCUACCUGAGCUUCGAGAAGCUCACGGCCUACCUGGACAACGACCGGCUGAGCCGGUUCCCCGAGAUCGAACUGUACGAGGCCGUCCAGGCCUGGCUGCGGCACGACCGGAGACGCUGGCGGCACACGGACGCCAUCAUCCGCAACGUCCGCUUCUGCCUGAUGACCCCGGCCAGUGUGUUUGAGAAGGUUAAGACCUCUGAGUUUUAUCGAUACUCCCGGCAGCUGCGCCACGAGGUCGAGCAGGCGCUGAAUUACUUCCACAGCGUCCACCGGCAGCCGCUGAUGGAGAGCAAGAGCAGCCGCAUCCGUUCGGCCAAGGCGCAGACGGCCGUCUUCCGGGGCAUGAUCGGGCACAGCAUGGUCAACAGCAAGAUCCUCCUGCUGCACAAACCGCGGGUGUGGUGGGAGCUGGAGGGCCCGCAGGUCCCCCUGCGCCCCGACUGCCUGGCCAUCGUCAACAACUUCGUGUUCCUGCUGGGCGGCGAGGAGCUGGGGCCCGACGGCGAGUUCCACGCCUCGUCCAAGGUGUUCCGCUACGACCCCAGGCAGAACGCCUGGCUGCGCAUGGCGGACAUGUCCGUGCCCCGCUCGGAGUUCGCCGUGGGCGUCAUCGGCCGCCACGUCUACGCGGUGGCCGGGCGGACCCGGGACGAGACCUUCUACUCCACGGAGCGCUACGACAUCGUGGAGGACAAGUGGGAGUUCGCCGACCCCUACCCGGUCAACAAGUACGGCCACGAGGGCACGGUCCUCGGCGGGAAGCUGUACGUCACCGGGGGCAUCACCUCGUCAUCCACGUCCAAGCAGGUGUGCGUCUUCGACCCCGGCCGGGAGGGGACCGUGGAGCAGCGGACCCGGCGGACCCAGCUGGUGACCACCUGCUGGGAGAACCGCUGCAAGAUGAACUACGCCCGCUGCUUCCACAAGAUGAUCUCCCACAACGGCAAGCUCUACGUCUUCGGCGGCGUCUGCGUCGUCCUCCGGGCCUCCUUCGAGUCCCAGGGCUGCCCCUCCACCGAGGUGUACGACCCGGCCGCGGACCAGUGGACCAUCCUGGCCUCCAUGCCCAUCGGCCGCAGCGGCCACGGGGUGGCCGUCCUGGACCGGCAGAUCAUGGUGCUCGGCGGCCUCUGCUACAACGGCCACUACAGCGACUCCAUCCUCACCUUCGACCCGGAAGAGAACAAGUGGAAGGAGGACGAGUACCCCCGGAUGCCCUGCAAGCUGGACGGCCUGCAGGUGUGCAGCCUCCACUUCCCCGAGUACGUGCUGGAGCACGUGCGGCGUUGCGACUGAAAGUGCGCCCCGCGGCCCCGCUUCGCCCUCUCCCCCCACCCCGGGGGGGAAAAGAUCCCCUCCUCCGGCCGGAACGGGAGGGCGCCCGGUUGGUGUCGUGGUGACCGGAGGCGGGAGAAACCGGUCCCCUCGGUGCCGCGGGUGGCCCGGAGGGGUGAGGGGUCUCGGUGGGGAAACCUCGAGCCGCCCCCUCUUCCCGUUCCGAGGCCCGAGCUCGUUCUAGAACUAGCCAUCGGCCGCCUCGGGCUCCCGGAGGCCGGGGAGGGGGCGGGAAUAUCUAUCCGGCCGGAAAGCGGGCCGCCCGUCCCGUCCCUCCGGAGCCUUCGGCUCUCCCCGUCCGUCACCCUCCGCCGCGGCUUUUGUACAGCGGUCUGCCGACGGAUGCGGAAACGGGCCGUUUUUCUACCAAAUGGACGCUUCUUUUUUUUGUAAUAGCCCGACCUUGAUUUCUACGCCGCCUUUCCUUGUCCGCGCCGUGUGUGUCGGCGCUGAAGAGGGACGAGUACCCUCUCACGUCCAUCUUGAGAUCUUAGAGGCGGUGCGUCUUUCCGCGUGUGGUUAGCGUCCUCUCUUUUUAAGCAGCACCCAGGUUGUCGGCCGUACCGGUCGACUCGGAGGGGCGGUAACGUCUUUUCACGUGUCGACAUUUAAAAAGGAAAAGGAGAAAGGGCAAGUAACCGGAGGCCUCGUUUGGUAUCCGGGAACGUAGCCUCUCUCUGGUACAGGUGGAUCGAUUCGGGAACCCGUGAACGCCGUAUGUUCACCGUCCUUAGGUGACGGGAGGAAGAAUCAGAUUUUCUGUUUUAUCUAGAGGUAGAUAUCGAAGUAUAUCAUAUCGGAGAACGGCCUUCCCCUUUGUGACCGGGCCAGUCCCGCGGCCGUCGACCGUCACUCGGACGCGACGUGUCUCGGCCCGAGUUUUCCCAGAGCAGCCCGUUUGGAUUUUCCUCUCCAGGGAAGGUUGAACCCUGCGGUCCGCGACCCUGAUUGCCGUCGAGGUGUCCCCCGUAAGCGAAGGGAAGCGGGCUGGGCCGACGGUCAUCAUCAGUCAAAAGAGCCGGGCGUCAUUAGUCCAGGUUUUCGUCCUGUCGACCGUCCCUCCCCUUUAGAGGAAGGGGAGAAAAGACCCCGAUCCAGUUGAGCGAUGGUAUUUAUUGAGCGCUUAUAGUGUGCGGGUCGCUGUGCUAAGCGCUUAGGAGAGUCCGGUAUAAUAGUCCCCCGAACUGUGAUGUUUGCACAUGAUCGCCAAGGGCUUUUGUUGCCGUAGCACCUCAGAAGCCCGUGAACUUUGAGUGCUCACCCCACUUCCCUCCAGGCCCCGAUUCUCGCGACCCCAGCCCGCUGUUCUCGAUCGGGUGUGUUAAGGGGCGGACCCGAGUGUUUUGGGGCUUUAGACUCUGAGCACCAGGCGGGACGGGUUCGGCGUCCGGCCCGAUUAAGUUGCAUCUCCCUACCGCAGUGUUUAGAGCAGUGUUCGACCCAUAUCGGGCGUGCGCCCGUUCUCGGCCGAACGCGUCAGACGCCGGCGGCGUCACACGGCCGAAAUUCAGGACGGAAGACACCACUGUGUCUUCACCGGCCUUUCUCCCCGGGGUGUGGGGGGGGACGUAGGUGAUCCUGGCCGGCCCGGGUGGGUUCGGUCCAGUUGUCUCGGGCGGGCCGGACCUCAGGACGAGCGAGCCUCGGACGGGCGAGGUAAGUGACGGUCGUCGUCCGCCCGGCGCGUCGCCUCAGGCCGGGGGAGCGGGACCCGGCGGCCGGCGGGUGGGAGCGGGUGACCAAGUGAUCGGGGGGUAGACGGGGAGGCUUUCGAGGGGAAAAAAGAGGAGGCCGGCCUCGAUUUUGACGGAUGGAGUUAGCCUCCGGCAGCCUGGGCCGCCGGGGGCUAAAAGCCGGGGGGAAACGGUGCAAGAGCCCCACGGUCGCCGAGACCCGGAGGCUGGGCAAGAGUCGGCCUUGGGUUCUGCCCGUGAAAGCCAUUUCCAAACCCGAAGACGUUCCUCGGGAAGUCGAAUUCCUUGACGCCGUGCUUCCUCCCCCUCUUUCUGUCUUUCCCCUUGAAGAUCCGCUCACGUCCCCCACGAGGCCCGGCCCUCUUCCCCCCAUCCCCACGGCCCCGGGAAGGGGCUUAGCUUUCCCGGUGACCCUUCCCCGCCCUGUGGCUCCGAGGUGGGUGGGGAAGGGGCUGGGAAAAAACUUCAGUUUCGAGGCGCUCGGUCUUCCACGUUGAAGUCGUGAGGGUCAAAGCCAGUCAGACUCACUGUUCUGGGAAAUCCUCACUUGAACUCGCUGGGGUCGUUUGUGAGGUUUAAGGAUGUCGGAGAUCUGCUUGGGGUUCUGAACGCUGCGGGGAAGAGCUUUUUCACCUGAACCACGUUGACGUUUCUGACAUUUCCGGGGAGUUUAAGUCCAUCAUUAGCCGACAUUCCCUUUUUUAAAUGCGAUUUACAGGUUGAAAGAGAUUUAUUUUUGUUAAAAGGUAGGGCCAUUUUCCCCCCGCAGUUAGUUGGGUCGUAUGUGAUUUUUUCCUGAACCAUUUCGUGGGCGUUUUCUUUGCUAGUGUGUCCCUGUACUUAAAAAAGUAUUUUUUAAAAAUUCACCGUCUGGAUUCCAAACUGUACAGUAUCCCGAUCAAGCUCUUUGUAUGGAUUUUAACGUUCCUUCGCAUUCGAAAUUCCUGACCUGUUUUUAAAAAGAAACCCAACGGCUCUUAAGCGUCCUUUCCCAGAAACAUCCCCAGUGCCUUGCCGCUUCAUUUCAGAUACGAGCCGCGAUCCGAGUUGAGGGGAAAACUCCUUACUGGGCAGCCGCCUUCUUCUCCAAAUACACAGCCGUCCCGCCGGUUUGGCUUUCGUGGAAGGGAAAGGAAGGCCACAGAUGAGCCACGGUGGAAAGGUGACGCGAUUUUCUGCUCCAUUCCCCAACCCCACACUCUGCCGGCCCCGACGGGGCAAAAUCCCAAAGUACCGGCUUUUAAAACCUCUCUUAAGUCUUCAUCAACUAGCAUCUCCCGAAACCUCAUUCCGCAAAAGAGUCGACGAAUCUAGCGACCAGGAAAGGGAUGGAGAAAGAAGUCCGUGGAAAGCUUAUAUCUGAAUUCUAUGAAACUACUUUAAAGUAUUUUAUCAUAAAUGACGUGAGAUUAAGGAUAGCUCAUGUAAAAACGGCAGACUUCCAGCGGGGCUCGGCGGUUCUGGCGGGGAGCGAGGAAGGGUAGGUAGGUCGAAACAUUUCCGUUCGCCUCAGCCGACCCGACUUUUUCUUUUUUCGUUUUUUUUUUUUGUUGCUAUAAAACGCGUUGAAAGAACGAACUACAGGGCGAUCGCCGGCUGGUGGGCCCCUGACCCCUUAGGGGGUGACCGCGCGGUCUUUAGAGCCCAGGUCCCCGGCUUGACUCGAUUUCCCCACCGCCGCGACGGCGUUCAGGUUCAUUAUUUUUGGUGCUAUUUUUAGGGAUCUUGAGUUUCACUCGCAUCUUUGGGUUAAGGCCGAUGGCCGGGGGAGGCGGGGCGGGGAGAAAAUCUCUUUCAAGAUUCAAAGAAAGCCCUGGAAAAGGAGCCCGAGUGCGUUUCAAGUGCAAUGUCAGAAUGAAAAUAGACUUGAAGAGUAUAUUCCUAGAGAGUCGUGAUAGUCUUAGACCCCAAAGUAGUUAGUGGAGGGUAUUUAUUGAGCACCUACCGGGUGCCAAGCGCUGUACCGAGCCCUGGGGGCAGGUACAGGAUCAUCAGGCCGGACCCAAUCUCUCUCUCACUUGGAAGGGGUGGUCACAGUCUAAAUCCAUGCGACUCUUAUUCAUUUCAUGCAAACUCUAGUCAUUUAUCCGGGGUUAAAAAACAGCGAUUUGUGGGUGGGCUCUGCUCCUGUCUGUGGGUGAUGCUGGGCACCUUUUGAAAUAUUUUUUUCAUCGGUGAAGAAAUUCUCCUCGUCACAUUACCCGUAUAUCGCAGGGGUGGAGGUGGGUUGUUUUCCAAACGAAUGUUUCGAAGACCUUUUAUUUUUUUUUUUGACUGAAUGCGCUUUUCCCUCGGGCCUCUUGUGUCUCUAGGAAAUAUUUUUGACCCCUUCUGUACGUUUUGGGCUAGACCACUCUCAGUCCUCUGGCCCUUAUAAAACCCUUAGACUGAUUUAAGGUUUGCCUUUUAUAACCGUUUUGAAAAGCCUUGACAUUCUUGGGCAGGGGAUUGUCGCAAGCCGUGGACUCCGUGCGUCCAGACCUGCGUACGUUUUGUCUCUUCUGUUUGGAAAUGGGAGAACAUGUAAAAAGUGUGUAUAAAGAAAAGUGUAAAUAAAAUAUUUUUAAUCUUUAA
Tachyglossus aculeatus (Australian echidna) is the source of this 6336-nucleotide messenger RNA. It is a transcript of the gene KLHL15, whose product is annotated as kelch like family member 15. The record is from RefSeq and is a predicted model, not a curated record. NCBI's taxonomy places the organism in Eukaryota, Metazoa, Chordata, Mammalia, Monotremata, Tachyglossidae. Gene Ontology annotation, biological process: nuclear protein quality control by the ubiquitin-proteasome system; protein ubiquitination. The transcript is spliced from 3 exons. Gene Ontology annotation, cellular component: Cul3-RING ubiquitin ligase complex; nucleus. Bases 215 to 2029 code for a protein of 604 amino acids. Gene Ontology annotation, molecular function: protein binding.